Messenger RNA from Coprinopsis cinerea okayama7#130, 1590 nucleotides. RefSeq lists its product as hypothetical. Lineage: Eukaryota; Fungi; Basidiomycota; Agaricomycetes; Agaricales; Psathyrellaceae. The record is from RefSeq and is a predicted model, not a curated record. The transcript is spliced from 5 exons. The coding region runs from base 1 to 1590 and encodes 529 amino acids. Gene Ontology annotation, molecular function: ATP hydrolysis activity; ATP binding.
AUGCUCGUCUUCAAGACUCCAGCCAGGGAAUACAGAAGGGCCUUAGCCUAUGGUUGUCGUAGGUACCACCAGGCCCCUUUAAUACGGAUACCCAAGGAUUCGGCGGUGUAUGCGUUCGGAGCGGCCAACAAGCGGUCAGAACCCUUGUUCGAAACCAAAGACCUUGACUGGACAGUGCACGAACAAGAUUCAUGGGGUAUCGUUGGAAGAGGAAAAUCUAACGUCUUCCAGACACUGUUAGGACAUACCCGAAUCCACCCAGUUCCCGAAGGAGGGCUAUAUCCAAGCUUGAAAGACCAAGAUCCUUUCACUCGCAUUAAAUUCGUUCCGUUCCGGCAUUCGAAUGCUGUCUCGUCAGGUGAAAGUGGUGGAUUCUACGACUACACGGCCAAAUACGGUGCUCUAAGAGAGGGAGACGACAAGACAUUGGAGUCGAGUCUUCGAGAAGCUGUCGCGACGAGUAGCCUGCCGACUGCGGAACAAAGCCGUAUUCUGGACAGCUUGGAGCUGACUCCUUUACUGCAAGUUCCUCUAAUUGGUCUCAGUAAUGGUCAGAUGCGACGGGCGAGAAUCGCGAAGGCUUUGUUCAAGAAUCCGACGAUUCUGCUGUUGGAUGAACCUCUAACGGCUCACCGACCUGUUCAAGCGACUGAGAACAAGAUCCCAUGCAUUGAAGGAGACCGAUUUUGGGCUGGAAAGCGACAGGACUUCUUUGAACAGCUUGCCCCCAAGCUUGCCGAUGGGCUACGCAACCGGAACAUGCAUUCCACAUUUAUCCCACCUAUCCAACGGGGAAGAACGGUUGCACAUCUUCGAAAUGUCAGUGUUAAAUACGGUCCAAGACAGGUUCUGGACGACAUCGACUGGGAGAUAAAACAAGGCGACAGGUGGCAUUUACAGGGGUCCAACGCACACUUGAAAAUCCCCUCAGUCGAACUAUCACCUGAGAAGAAGCCCCAUGAACAACGGAAUUGGCGACUCGAGCACCGGAAACGGACAGCAACUCCCCAUUUACAAUCACUAAUCGGGGUCCUUUCCCCCGAGCUCUUCGACGCUUUCCCUCGACGAUAUCCUGGCAUGUCCGUCUGGGAUGCUAUUCAAACUGGCUUCAGUGGAACCUUCAUUUCGUCAAACAAGCCUGUGGGGGAUGUUUACGUAGACACAUGGGAGGAGGGCGCAGAUAGUGUCAAAGCCUGGCGAAUCAAGAGGUGUUGGGAAGUUUUGGAGCACCUUGGGCCGCAGACCUGGGGCAACUCGAAUGCCGCGAUCAGAGAGACCGGUGUUUCAACAGACGCACGUAGUUUUGCUGCGCGGUCAUUCACCUCGCUUACGCAAGGGGAACAGCGAAUGGUGUUACUGAUGCGCGCUCUGGUUGGGCGGCCACCGUUGGUCAUCUUGGACGAGGUAUGGAGCGGGAUGGACGAGAGGAUGAUUAAGGCUGUCAAGGCCUACUUUGAUAGUGGCCAUGGAGUUGGUAAUGACCAGGCGGUUAUUUUGGUCACACACUGGGACAGCGAGGUUCCUUGGACGCAGGAACAAGGCCUUCGAAAGUUCAGACUAGAACACGGUCGCGGGCAUGUAGUGGCAUAA